Cucumis sativus (cucumber) is the source of this 3025-nucleotide messenger RNA. RefSeq names its product IQ domain-containing protein IQM6. Bases 862 to 2898 code for a protein of 678 amino acids. Lineage: Eukaryota; Viridiplantae; Streptophyta; Magnoliopsida; Cucurbitales; Cucurbitaceae. The record is from RefSeq and is a predicted model, not a curated record. The transcript has 8 exons.
UUUCAAGACAUAUUUACCUGAAUUUUUGGAUGAAAUUAACGACUAACAAUUAACAAGAAGGCUUAAAAUUGGGGGAAAUGUAUUUUAAGUUUUAGGGUAGAAUUAAUAUUUAAGAGAUGAAGUUUGAUCCAUGGUGGCAAUAUGAAAGAAACACUUCUCUUUGAUUAGGAACAAAACUAAUAAUAGUAAAGGUCCAAGAAUGGGGGAAACGAGAGAGUCAGCAAAGGGAGAGAGGCUGUAAUAAGAACCAAAUGUGAAAGGCAAAAAGAAAAAAAAAACCCACAAUCGACGCUCUUUCUCUCAUUAAUAGCCAACCAGUUCUUGUUCUUCUUCUUCUUCUCUGAAACCCACAUUUGGCUAAUUUUCCUUCGCUCUACUAUUCUCUUCUCUCUCCUCUCUCUUCGCUCUCCCAUCUUUCCUUACCCUUAAACUAUUCUCCUCUCCUAUAUUCCUAAUUGUCUCGGAUUCAGGUUAGAACAUUUCCUUUCCCAUCCAAACUAUUCUCCCUAUAUUUUUCUUUUUCAUUUCCCAUAACUUCUUACCUUCAUCAUUACUAUUGUCAAUUUUACAAUGUGACAUGUGUUUCUGAUUGAUGGGUGAAGUUAUUGGAUAAAUUUUUAGGGGUGUUUGGAGGGGAUGUUUUGGGUGUCCUGAGAGCCAAGAUGUAAUCAGAUUACUGGAACUUUAAGGGCGAAGGGAUGCUUGAGGAAUAAGGACGAGAUCGUGAAGUGUCGUGAAGGGUAAAACGGAAAUCGAGACCCUAUUGGUCUGGGUGAUUUGGGAUUGAAGUGAGAAAUUUUGGAUAGGAAAAGGAAAAUAUAAAAAUAUAAAAAUAUAAUAAAAAAAAUUAAGGAAGGAAGAAUGGGGCAACUGUUUUCAUGUCCAUUGGGAGAUUUUGAAGAUUUGGAUUUUGAUGCUGUUCUUGUUAGAUCUAUUAGUUUUCAAGAUGGAGAGAUGAGGAAUCCAUUACGUUCUGUUAGUUUCAAUGGAAGAGAUUCAGAGCCAACGAUAUUAAAAUCCUUCGGUUCUCACCGCAUCAGAUUAGAACGUCCAAUUACCACAAGAACAAGGGAAUUGGAGACCGUCAAUUCAUUCAAAACUCCAUGUGCAGAGAUGGAAAAUAGUGAGUUUGGGAUAUCGGUAGGGUCUAAGAAUUGUGAUCAAUGUAGGCAUGAACAUUUUUCGUCGCCACAUAAGUACUCGACACCGAGAUAUUCAGAACCACGGCACCAACACUAUAGUGCUGCAUUGAGGCUACAGAAAGUGUACAAGAGCUUUAGAACAAGGAGACAGUUGGCAGAUUGUGCUGUUCUUGUGGAACAAAGAUGGUUUGUGUCCAAAUUCGUUUGUACUCUCUUCAAAAUUUUAAACAUGUUCAUGUCAAUCUACCCUUUCAAGAGCAGGAGUGGUAAAGAUUUGGAGUUUUCUUUUCCUAAAUCAUCACUUAAUAGGUGGAAGCUGUUGGAUUUUGCCGAACUCAAGCGAAGUUCAAUAUCAUUCUUUGAUAUUGAAAAACCAGAGACCGCGAUUUCACGGUGGUCAAGGGCUAGAACCAGGGCUGCUAAGGUAGGGAAAGGUUUGUCAAAGGAUGAAAAAGCAAGGAAACUUGCUUUGCAGCAUUGGCUCGAGGCAAUCGAUCCUCGACAUCGGUAUGGCCAUAAUCUUCAAUUUUACUACGUCAAAUGGCUCCACUGUGAUAGCAAACAGCCCUUUUUCUAUUGGCUUGAUAUAGGAGAAGGGAAAGAGGUGAACCUUGAGAGAUGUCCCAGAUAUAAGCUUCACCAACAAUGUAUCAAAUAUCUUGGUCCUAUAGAAAGGAAGGCCUAUGAAGUUGUGGUAGAAAAUGGGAAGUUUUUGUACAGGUAUAGUGGGAAACUUCUUCACACAACAGGAGGACCAAGAGAUGCUAAAUGGAUCUUUGUAUUGAGCACAUCAAAAACUUUGUAUGUUGGGCUGAAGAAAAAGGGCACAUUUCAACAUUCAAGUUUCUUGGCUGGUGGAGCCACUUUAGCUGCUGGUAGAUUGGUGGUGGAAGAUGGUAUUCUAAAGGCAGUUUGGCCUCACAGUGGCCAUUAUCUUCCUACAGAGGAAAAUUUUCUCGAAUUCAUGUCUUUCCUAAUGGAAAACAAUGUGGAUCUAACUGAUGUUGAGAAAAGCCCAUAUGAAGAAGAAGAACGCCUCAGCAAGGACAAAUUCACCAGCCUUCAAGAAGAUUCUGAAGACCAUAUUGGAGAAAUAGAUACAAUAGACACAAUCGACGAGAAUAAUCCAUCAAGUCUUCUCUCUAGUCAUGCAGAGACUCCGAACCAAAGAAUAUCAAGAUUAUCCAGAGGAUUACGCUCAAAGAUAACUAACCUUCAAAUACCAGAAAGAAGCAAUGUGUUUGACAUAUUCAAGAAGGAGACGCUUCCAGCUAGUUGUAGAGUUCUCAUUCCAGAUUCUCCAUCUGACGACGGCUAUGAAACAGCUGAAGAAUUAUUUUUAUCGGAAGAAGAAUUCAUGGUUCCUAAAUCAAACCUAUUUGAUGAAGAUGAAGAAGAAAACGAUGAGCAACCAAUCCCGAAGGAGAAUAUCUUAAGACGAAUUGUAUCACAUAAAGAAAUGAAAUCAUAUCAGUUGGCAAAACAAUUAUCAAGCAGAUGGACAACUGGAGCUGGACCUCGUAUUGGUUGCAUGAGAGAUUACCCUCAAGAGCUUCAGAACAAGGUAUUAGAGCAAGCUCACUUGUCUCCCAGAGGUAGAGUUGUUCAUGCUUCUCAUUCUCGGACCCAGUCUCGAAUUGGCUCCAUGGCUUCAACUCCAUGUUCAUGUAAAGACACAAGCACAGCCAGAAGUCCGCUUGCUUCAAAAUGCCUGGUACUGCCUCAAACUCCAACACCUCCGGCUGAGUGUAAUUAGAAUAUAAAUAACAAACACGUGUAACACACGUAUUUCUCUGCAAUUACUGGAUAGAAAAGAUGAAAUAUACAUAGUUAAUGUGCUUCUUUAGGCUUCAAAAUGGACUGAAGGAUGAAAAGCUUUUGCA